CCUUUCCAGACCUCCCUCUGUCUGCGGACUAACCCGCUGCUGUACCGGCUCUGCUGUAGCUGUUCUGCCAUGUCAGUGGAGGAUGUUAUUCUAGGUUUAUUUAUAAGAGGGUAAAAAAAAAACGGGAAGAUGCGCCUAGAGGGGAAACGUCACAUUUUCAGUGGGAGCGACAGUGUGGAGAGACUGUGACCGAGCCGGGGAGCGGAAUAUGCGGCACUCUCCCUCCGCACGUCGGACCAAAGCGUUGGAUCAUUACCGGAUAAACGUCCUGUAGCUGGAUGAUGUGAUUUUUCUUUUUCUUUUUUUUUCGGCCACACGGAGGAUUUAUGAUCGCACCACGUUUCAGCGGGAACCUGGAUGAUCCUCCAGUCACGCCACCCCGGACCCCCCAGACCAGUUUCAUGGGAUGAGGACCAAAAGGCUGACGGUGCCCUAGAAUAAAUAAAAGGCGGCAUCACUCAAAGUUUAUUCAACUGUCACCAAAAUAGUAGGAUUUUGUGGUUAUUGUACCGCGAUUAGAUAUUAAAUAAUGACUUAGGAAAGGCGUAUUUUGUCUGUCUACAUGUUAAAAUUACUGGAUCGCUAAUUAAGAGAAUAUUACAAACUAUAAAUAGAGUUUGAGGUUGAGAACUGUUUCCUUAUACAGGCCAGUUUAGAUAAUUUUGGUUAAAUGGAGCAAAAUAAAGUUAUUAUUCCAGCACUGAGGAUGCCACCGUGGGAGUCCUUUCAGGGAACGGAGACUGGAGAAUGAAAGCGGGAUAUCUGUGCCUUUAACCGGACAUUGAGGCGAACCAAGGAGACAGUCACCUUUUCUUUUCUUUUCUUUUUCUUUUUUUUUUGGAUUGGUCCAAAAAAUAUUUUUUGCGUGCCCCUUUGGACUCCUGCACAAUGGGGAUUAUGCUUCAAGUUAUUCUAGGAAUGUUUCAGUUCCUGCUGCUCACCAGAAUACCGACCUCCCAUGCCAAGCUUGCUCACUGGCGGCCUGCAGACUCCCCCAAAUCCAGAGAGGGUCGAGAAGUGCGGCGGUGGUUGGAGGUGUACUCGAGGAGUGGAUGCGAGCCUCGGGACACUCUGGUGGAGGUCUGGCGGGAGUUGCCGGGGGAGACCCACCACCUCUUUGUCCCGUCCUGCGUGUCAGUGAGGCGAUGUGGCGGCUGCUGUGCUGACGAGGCCCUGGAGUGUGUGCCCUUGCUCACACACACACUCACCAUGGAGCUGAUGAGGACCUCCUUCAUGAAGCAUGAGCUCAUUGAGUUGCCCUUUGUGGAGCACAGCCAGUGUGAGUGCAGAUUAAAAGAACAGUUCCAGCCAACACCUACAACAAGGCCAUAUUUGAAGCCAACAAGAAAAGGCAAGAAAAAGGAGAGGGGGAAGUCCAGACAGAAGACAAGUGGAGCCAUCAGAGCUGCGACCCUUGCUCCCCGAACUCUUCCGCCCCCAUCUUCUCCUCCUCCUCCUCCAUCACCUCCUCCCACUAUCUUCUCCUCCUCUCCCUCUCCGUCUUCCUCUGCGAGGCCGUGUUGCCGCCCCUGCAAAGGCAGGAAGUGGGCAUUGGACUCAACGUCAUGUCAGUGCCGCUGCACCAUCACAGCUGAGAACUGCAGCAGGAAAGGCAGGAGGCUCAACCCUCACCGCUGCAGGUGUGAUGCCAUGAGGACUUGAUGUGUCCACCCAUUUUCUCUUCACCUCCUUCUCUCCACCUGCCCCUGCUGAUUCAUUGUCGACUCUCAGCUUCACUGCCAUGGAGCAUACAAACGCUUGGACAUCCAGUAUCUCAGAGUGAAGGAAAUAUUAGCAGAAGCACACCCAAGAACCUGUAGUAGUGCUCUAUUAAAGCAACACAUGCUGCAUUACGGCCUCAAUAUACUGUAGAUCUACGUGUGUUUGUGUGUAGGUGUGUGUACGUGUCUGCAGCCAAACAUCUAACCACCUCCGUGCUUCUGUGGAAAAGCUUCCAUCAGUCCACAUGUACGUGCAUGUACAGAUGUGUAGAGUCACAAAGCUCAUCCCACGAGUGGAGGGAUGAAAGUGGCAUAAAAAUGGCAACUGAGAGACGUGGAAAUAACCAGAAAAAAAAUUUGUCAGUGGACACAGACCCACCGUGAACAUACUCCUGUCCUGCUGUGGGAAAGAGUUUGGACCCAAGAAGUUCUUUCUCCUGCAGUUUAAAUACAAGAGAACAAUGGAAACAGGAAUGAUCAUACUGUACAAGAACAGCAGAGAUGAAGUGGACCGGUCUUAAUCAGGUGUCUUCUGUGUUGAUGCUUCAGUGGAAGUUGUGACUUGUUGCUUGCAAGGAAACUGCACACGGAGAUGUUAAGUCAAGGCCAAUGUUUGUGCAGAGGAUUUGGAAAACAUGGGAAACAGAUUAUUGGUAGACACAAACACACCCAGACAUACCAGAAGGACAUAGGACAUGCACAUGAACUGGCACCCCAGUGUGUGCGGACCUUUAGUUGAGCUGAAUGCUGGGAUGGAGUGUAUCUGUGUGGUCUCCCCUCUGAAAGACCCAGAUGGGUUAUCCCUGCAGCCGUUCUCUCUCAUUCAAAGCAUAUGUCCACGGGCUGGCUCUCCAAGCCGCUUUUCGGCAUUUGUUUAAUUUGGGCCUUUUGUCUCCAUCUUUUCUCGGCACCUCGAUUGAAAGCAGUCGCUUUGCCUCUCUUUGCCUCUCUUUUAGGCAGUGAGGAGAAUGACAAUAAUGAGGGCCUGGCGGCUGUCCACUACUUCACACACAAGCAUUCACACUUAUAAUACCAGGAACACAGACGACACUGCACAUUCAGACACACACAACCUCACUCACUCUGUGCUACAGCAGGCACACACUUACAUACAUGUAUAUGCGCACACACAUGCAAUGUGAAAUAAAUGCAGGUAGCCAUAAGCUUUUGUUCAUGCCACACCAAGUGUGCAACUAAAUGUCAGUUGUUUAUAUUUGCAAAGUUGUCAUUAAGUAUUGUGUUAAAUGCCUGUGUUUUAUAUUUUAUUAUAAUUCUGUCAAGUUGAUUGAACAGAUAUUCUAUAUUGCAGAAUGUGUCUUUGUUUUGUUUUUGUUCAUCCUUAAUCCAUCUGCAUAAAGAGUCACGCUGGGUGGCCAGCUAUGUACACACUCAGCAUCUAAACCGACACCCAAAUGUGUUGAAUUUAAACAGAGACGGCUCACACAGGCCACAAAUGGGAGACUAUAUACAUUAUAAUGUGUAAUUCAAACAAUCAGUGGGCCAGUGUUGUGCACAGCACUCAGAAUCCAAGCAAAUAGCAGUUCCCAGUGCAGUGAAAGGAAAACAUGGCUGUUGUUGUUGCAUGUUCGAGCCGGGAUGGAAAGAGUGUUAUUCAUCUGGAACAUAACUUGUUUAUAUUCUGACUGAAUCUCGCGGUUUAACUCCACAUUGGUUCGCAGCUGCUCAGCUGCUGGGGCGGGAACUGGGAUUUGAACUGUGACUGGUUCAGAAAGGAUGAGGUCUAGAGCAGCUUGUCAGUCAGCAUGACUGUCGUGAAGAGGACCCAUUAUGGCAGGUCAGGGAGUUGAAACCCAUUUUAGACAUGCUCAUUCAGAGCCUGUGUUAAAUUUUAGCUGCAUGAGAAACUGUAGCUUUUAAACUCCAUGAUUCACAUCCAUACUCUCCCCUGGGACUUGUGCCAUCCUGCUGAUUGAAGAAUAGUCACUCAGAGACUGCGUGCAGUCCAGAGUCUCAAUUAUGUGUGUGUCAACCUUGAUGAGAUUAGUUUUGUCCAUGCUGAAGUUCAUUGUUCAGUGUUUGUUAUUACUGUCAAUCAAUGCUUCAAUCACUACCUCUAUAUCAUAACAUAAUAAUGACCAAGUAUUAGAGCACUGUUGUUACUUUCUCUGCGUUAUCCCAGACCUCUUUUAAGAUAGUGAUGAUUGAGAUUAGCAAUAAGCGCAGUCUCCAGUGUGGAGACUUGGAGCUGCGGCAGAUAUGUAUUGAUGAUCACCGGUUUGGAGGAACCUAUAGGAGAUUUCUGAGCGCUUCUUAUCAAUCUGAAGGGAAGCAUUUUUCACAAGAGGAGAGCUGACCUGGUCCUCUGAGUAUAGACCAGACACUGUGUGAUAAUGUGGAACAGGAGAUGGUUUCCCAAAGCCUAUGUUGCCCCAGACUAUUGGUGACCAACCUGGGCUUUGAAGAAAUGGUUACAGGUUUUGGGAAAUACACUUAUUUGCUUUUUUUGCUGAGAGUUGAUGAGAAGAUUGAUAUAAAUGCCAUGCCUGUACUGUAAAUAUGAAUCUGAAGCCAGCAGUCAGUUGGCUAAGCUUUGAAUGAAGAUUGGAAACAGAGAAUAACAGCUAGUGUGGCUCGGUCAGAAUGAAACAAAAUCUAUGUAGCAGCACCUCUAAAACUCACCUCUAGUUAACAUGUUAUGUCUCUUCUGCUUAAUCUGUAUUAAGACCAAAGUGGAAAAAAUGACAAGUUGUGGUUUUGCAGAGGUUGUAUGCCAAAUUAUUAAUUGAAACCUGCAACCAACAAAAGCUCCAAGAAGUCACUGCUCUCAGCCAAGAAAUAGUCUGGCUCAUAGUCCCCUGUAAAACAGUUUAUUGUAAUUUUUACACUUCAGUUUUUUUCACAGAUUUUACAAGCGAGAUGUAACACAUUCAUUUGUGAUCUUUAGAGUUACCGGUAUGCAGAAUUUCUGCUCUCUACCUUCUAUUCUCUACCUUUGGGCAGAGCAAGGCUAGCAUUUUCCCCCAGUCUCCAGUCUUUAUGCAAAGCUAAGCUAACCGAUAGCUGGUCAAGCUACAUAUUUACCAUGGAGUCAUGACAAUGGUAUCAGUCUUCUCAUCUAACUCUGCGAGGAUGUGAAUAAAUGUAUUUCCCAAAAUUUCAACUGUUCUUUUAGGUUUUUCUUACUCAGUUGUAGCCAUUUCUGCACAUGCACCUAUUUGUGUAAAAUGAGAUGUGUAAAUAUUUUCCAAGCUUCAUUUCUUAUUAAUACUGCAUUUCAUGAACAAGCAAACAAAUGUUUUGGGAAGCCAUGAACCUCAGUACAGAUUGCACUUGUGUUUGAGACUGCAAAGCACAUACUGAACAUUAGUCCACUGGGUGGGAAAAAAAAAUGUCUGUUGAGGGCAGAACUGAAGGACUUGGACUGAAAAGCUCCACUCAUGCAGACAUGCAUGACAUAUCAAAGACAUUCCACCAAAAGAGUUGUGGUGCUGAGAUGACUUUUUGGGGGCCUCUGGGGCUCCGACUGUUACUUAUUGUGACCAGAUUUUCUCAUUUUAAAGUACUAAUUCUGCAUCACAACUCUUUAAGAUAUACAGCUUAAUAUACUACUCAAAUGUCCUGAUCUUGUGUCAGUAUCAAACAUCAGUGUGCUUUGUGUCCGCACAGUCCAGUGUAAAGGUAGCCCUGUUCUUGCCUCCAGUGUCUUAGAAGCCUAUAGAGACCACUUACUAACUAUAUAACAUUUUAUAAUCUCUAAUAUUCAGCCAUGACCAUGUGUAUGACGUACAGCAUACAUUAGAAAUGUAUUUGUAACUUCGUUUUAGCUGUACUUUGCAAUGAAUCUCUUCUCUGCAAAUACAUUGUACUACUGUAGCUUAUGUAUAAAGAAAAAAACCUACACUUUUUUUUGCUGCUACACCAUUUGUGCCCUAUAAUGAUGUCUUUGUAGAAAACAAUGCAGUUUUAUGUUGUAUUAGUAUAUAAAUGCCAAUUAAUCGAUUCAAUGUCCACAUGAAAGUGUAUACUGCGUCGUCAAAUAUAUUGAAAAUGAUACCAGGAUGCAACCAUGAUGUUACAGAUGUUAUUAAAGGAA
This is a messenger RNA of Toxotes jaculatrix (banded archerfish), 5775 nucleotides long. RefSeq names its product vascular endothelial growth factor Ba (gene vegfba). Gene Ontology annotation, biological process: vascular endothelial growth factor signaling pathway; vascular endothelial growth factor receptor signaling pathway; response to hypoxia. The coding region runs from base 889 to 1662 and encodes 257 amino acids. The transcript is spliced from 8 exons. Gene Ontology annotation, cellular component: membrane. Lineage: Eukaryota; Metazoa; Chordata; Actinopteri; Toxotidae. The record is from RefSeq and is a predicted model, not a curated record. Gene Ontology annotation, molecular function: heparin binding; vascular endothelial growth factor receptor binding; growth factor activity.